CAAUCUACUACGGACGCGUGAAAUGCAACACCGCUGCUAAGGGAGCACACGUGCAGGCGAGAGUGCAAGCGUAGAGCGAAGAACUAGAGACGGGCAAAACAGCACACACGCAGCAGGUCAGGGAUCAGGCACAAUGGGUCGUACUCAGCGUCGUCGUCACAGCCAGCUCCACAGCAGGGACAAGAACCACAGGGACUCCAGCUCCUUGCAGGCUCUGUACGUUGACCUCCACUCGGGUUGGCAGAACUCUACGCACCUUUCGGCUUGCAACUUUGCACAAACGGGCAGGGGACUGUGCUCGAAGCGGGCGAAUUUUGCCUCUGAGGAUGAGCUGAUACGUCUGCCUGUGGACUGCCUCAUAAGUAUAGCCAACCUAGAAUCCGAUGAAACUUUUAAGGAGCUAUUCAACAAGGAGCUCUUUGACAAGGACGCCAGGAUCUCCUUUCAGGCCCUUAUAGCCUGCUAUCUUAUGUACCAAAAGCACCUACAAGACUGCUCAAACAGCUCAGCCUACACCGCCUACUUAAAUACGCUGCCUGUGAGUUACUCCACACCCUAUUUCUGCUCCAUUCCCGAGUUACAGUGCCUGCCCGAAACGGUCCUGGAACGAACAGUGGCCCAGAACCGGCAGAUAAAAGAAUACUACGGAAUAAUCAAAAGUCUGGUGGGUUCCUUGAGCUGCCAGUGUUGUGACCAAAGCUACUGCCAGGAGAUUUGGACCCUGUCUGAUUACCGGUUGGCAUACUUUGCCGUAAACACCCGCAGUGUAUAUCUUAGUGCCAGGUUUCUGAAGAAACAGAGCAGCCACUUUCAAGGCUUACUCAGCGGAGACACCAACUUGGCAUUAGCUCCCUUUCUGGACCUUUUCAACCACUCGGAUGCCGUGCAGACCACCGCUGAGAUACAGGCUAAGGACUACGUGGUCACCUUAAAGUCCCUGCCUCUGAGUGAGAUCAAACCCUACAAGCAGUUGUUCAUCAGCUACGGCGCUCUGCCCAACUUUAAACUCCUGACUGAGUACGGGUUUUGGCUUAAGGGCAAUGCCCACGACUACUUUGAGUUCUCCCUGCUGGACAUCGAGCAUAUGAUCAAGCACCGCAAAGAGCUGUACUCGCAGACCUUUCACCGCAACAUCUUUAAGUUCAUAAGGGAGCAUAAUCUAUCCGAUCAGAUGUUCGUCCACCUUGGGGACGGAUGCUCCCACAAUUUACGGGUGGUGCUGCACCUGAUUUUCAAGCAGCAGGCCUACUUUCCCAACAUACUCAACCAGAUUGCCUUUGGCGAUGCCGAUCAGUUCGAAGACGUUCAGCCGGAGCUGACGUAUCUUGUAAAGUACAAGGUGCAGGAGUACGAGAUCUUUAUCGGAGAGCUGGAUAAACUUCCCGAGCUGACGGAGAGUGGAUCUAUUGCGCGAUCUUAUUUGCAAGAGUGUAUUCGUUACCUGGGCGACUUUGAAGCUAUGCAUUUCUGACUAAGGGAACCUAAGAUAAGUUUAAAUUUGGAGCAGAGUGGAGAGUACUUUCUCAGGGAUACUUUUGUACUCUUAUAAGAAUUGAAAUGUCAUCAUUUUUAAAUAAUUGAUAGGUCAUAAGUUAUUUCUACUUAGUUUUGCUGAGCAUAACCGUUAUCGAGUUGAGUUCUUUUAUACUAAUGAAAUGAAAUGAAUAUAUUUCUAAAACGAUAUGAGUCAAAAUGUUAACGGCUUUUAUAAUAAAUCCCUACAAAGCCCUAACCUCCAUUCCGUGUUCAUUU
Messenger RNA from Drosophila serrata, 1752 nucleotides. Its product is annotated as SET domain-containing protein 4. The record is from RefSeq and is a predicted model, not a curated record. NCBI's taxonomy places the organism in Eukaryota, Metazoa, Arthropoda, Insecta, Diptera, Drosophilidae. Gene Ontology annotation, molecular function: protein-lysine N-methyltransferase activity. Gene Ontology annotation, biological process: peptidyl-lysine monomethylation; peptidyl-lysine trimethylation.